Molecule: messenger RNA, 1041 nt
Organism: Fomitopsis serialis
Lineage: Eukaryota; Fungi; Basidiomycota; Agaricomycetes; Polyporales; Fomitopsidaceae
Exons: 3
Coding region: 1-1041 (346 amino acids)
Source: RefSeq, a predicted model, not a curated record
AUGCACGGUGUCGCCUUCGUCCCUCGUCCAUUCCCUCCACCAGCCCUCGCUGACGUUCCUAUUGAGUAUAUUAUUGCACAACUUCGCCAACUCGCUCCUCAUUACUGGAGAAAGCCCGAGACUUCUGACUGCACUAUCGUCGUUCCCUUGGAUACUACAAAUCAAGCAGCCUGCUCUCCAACUCUCGGAGAUGCUGCCGAGGAUACUUGUUCGCCACCCGGUGACGUGCCUAGCCUUCUAGGCUUCUCGCGACAACAAGAGGAGGAGCCCGCUCCUCGUCCCGGCCCUCGCAUGGUCAUGCAGCUGCACAUGGAUUACCUCUGCGCGCACUCGACACUGAUCAGGGGAUUCAUGAGUGGCGCGUCGCCGUUCGAGCUGAUGGAGACCACCGCCAGUUCUACGCUGCCGCUUCAUCCCGAGGCCCCGACUCCUGGCUUCCCCGACUCGCGCCGGUCCUCUUUCAGUCUUCCAGCCCCACAGUUCCCGUGUAUGCUUCCGUCGCCGCCUACGCACCCCUCUGUCUACCUGCCCGUGCCUGACCCAGCGUCUUUCCGCCUGCUGGUGCACUACGUCUACUUCGGCUCCACGUCCUUCAUCGAGGAUGCGCUGGACGAUGGCACCCUCAGCUGGGAGGGUCUCGCCCGCAAUGUUGAGUACCUCGGCAUGGGCGCCGAGAUCAAGGUCUUCCUCGGGCGAUGGUACGGGCGCUGGCGGCAUGGACACGGGCCCGCAGAGUACACCUCGGACUCGGACUCGGAUUCGGACAUGGACAUGGAGUUGCGUCGCGAGCGCGAGUACGACAGCGACACAGAUCAGGAGCUCGAGCUCCCGCCAAAAGACAUGUCUGCCGCUACGUCUCCGACCGUGUUCGAUCCCGAUGACGAGUACCGCAAGGUGGACGACGACGAGAUCAUGAAGUCGUCUGAGCCGUCGCGCGGCCGCAAGCGCACCCCGCGCCGCUUGGUGCACUCGUGGUCCGAGCCUGGACUGGACUCUUCGGUCAAGGAGCAGCUGCGCACCGUUCGCUGCCGCAGCAAGUGA